AUGCAAUUCCAGGUCGAAGAGGCUCCAAAAGGUGAACGCAACUUACCCACUGACUGGGGUUUGAAGACGAAGAUCCGUUUCCUAUCGAAAACGCCGUUUCCGUGGACGAGUCGUCUGAAGACGCUGGAGGAGGCGUCGGCGGUGACCAGCUGCGUACGCUGCCUGCCGGCCGACCAGAGCACGCUCGACACGUCUCCAAACGCGCAGCUGCAGCGGCACGCGCUCUACUGGCAGCACCCGUGGCUGCCGUGGCUGACGCUGUUUCCGCGCCUGCACAGCCGGGUGGCCGGCGCGCGCAGCCUCUUCAUCGACGCGCCCAUGCAGGACCUGCUCAGGACAGAAUGGGGCGAGAGUCUGCGCUCGCUGUUCCAGCUGCUGCGCAGCCGUCAGUGCCCGUUCUUCUACGUGUGCGCGGCCAGCUUCUGCUGCCUGUUCCGGGCGGCCGGCGUGGGCGGCGUGACUGACACGCACGCUAUCGUCACGCCCACCACCCGCGGCCUGCGCGACCUCCUCAAACGCGACGACGUGCAGUUCACGCUGCCGCUGCGGCCUGCCGCCGCGCCGGCCCAGUCCGCCGCCCAGGAGGACGGCUCCGAGGACGAGGACGAGGACCCCGAACACUGGCUGGAGAGCAAAGGCAUAGCGGCUGACGCCAUGCCAGGCAUGCACUCCACCCGCCGCAAGCUUCAGGAGGAGACCCGGCGCGGCCUCGACGGCCAGCCGGCCUCCACCGUGCUGGUGCAGGGCGGCGACGUGUACGCCCUGCUCAACUUCCUGCUCAACUCGCGCGCCUGCGUCACGGCCAGCGGCCCGCUGGCGGGCGUGCCGCCCACGCUGCUGGCGCCCGUCGGCUUCCAGGGCGCCUCCCUGCAGCCGCUCAAGGUGCGGCACGGCACGGUGCAGCAGGCCCGCGAGACGUUCCACUCGUUCGAGCUGGCCGGCCCCGUCAUGCCGCACGCCGUGCAGGCGUUGGUGGCGCUCGUGCGCCGCUCGCACGCCCACUUCUCGCUGUCGCUGAGCGGCGUGCGGGCCGUAUUCGGCCAGCAGGGCCUGACCGACUGCGGUCUGGACGGCCCGCUUGUGGCCACGCUCUGCGAGCCGGCGCCGGCCGCCGCCGCCGCCGUCCUCCGCGAGGUCACCUGCACCGACGGACUCUUCACGUGGUGA
Molecule: messenger RNA, 1167 nt
Organism: Pollicipes pollicipes
Lineage: Eukaryota; Metazoa; Arthropoda; Thecostraca; Pollicipedomorpha; Pollicipedidae
Gene: hd
Product: humpty dumpty
Exons: 7
Coding region: 1-1167 (388 amino acids)
Biological process (GO): nuclear DNA replication
Cellular component (GO): nucleus
Source: RefSeq, a predicted model, not a curated record